Molecule: messenger RNA, 1104 nt
Organism: Aspergillus tubingensis
Lineage: Eukaryota; Fungi; Ascomycota; Eurotiomycetes; Eurotiales; Aspergillaceae
Product: threonine aldolase GLY1
Exons: 3
Coding region: 1-1104 (367 amino acids)
Biological process (GO): L-threonine catabolic process; glycine biosynthetic process
Cellular component (GO): cytosol
Molecular function (GO): L-allo-threonine aldolase activity
Source: RefSeq, a predicted model, not a curated record
AUGGCUAGCGUAUCAACAGCUUCCAAUGGGAGCAGACCCAGCACGUGGCAGGGUGCCGGUGCAGCUGAGUUUGACCUGAGAAGUGAUACAAUGACCAAGCCAACUCCGGCAAUGCUGGAGGCAAUCUGCCAGACCACACUCCUUGACGAUGUCUUCGGUGAAGAUCCAGUGACAAAUGAUCUUGAAGCUUAUGUGGCAGAGCGCACUCAACAUGAGAGCGCUCUCUUGGUCAUGUCCGGUACAAUGGGCAACCAGGUUGCCAUCCGCACUCACCUAAAGGAACCUCCGUAUUCUGUCCUUUGCGAUCACCGGUCCCAUAUCAUCUGCUACGAAGCUGGUGGAGUAAGCUCCCUUACGGGCGCCACGGUCAUGCCCAUUAUCCCGAAGAAUGGUGUCCACCUUACUCUGGAGGAUAUCAAGAAACAUGCGGUACUCAGUGAUAACAUCCACUACUGUCCUACGAAGCUCAUCAGUCUUGAGAACACGUUGGAUGGUCUGGUUAUGCCACUUUCUGAGGCUCGGCGCAUCACUGAAUGGGCUCAUCAAAAUAACAUCAAGGUCCAUCUGGAUGGUGCGAGACUUUGGGAAGCAGUGGUGUCCGGUGCCGGUAGUUUGCCUGACUACACUACUUUGUUCGACAGCGUAAGCCUAUGCUUCUCAAAGGGCCUAGGUGCUCCCAUUGGAAGUAUUAUUGUUGGCUCGAACGAGUUCAUCAAGAAAGCUCGAUGGUUUCGCAAGUCCAUCGGUGGUGGUGUCCGUCAAGCUGGAGUCAUCUCUGCGGCGGCCCGCGUCGCAGUUGAGGAGACAUUUGGACCCGACCCCAACGGACAGCAAGGGAAGCUUCUAGGGUCUCACCAAAGAGCAAAGAAGGUUGCCGAUAUGUGGAUUAGCCGUGGAGGCAAGCUAUCCCACCCUGUAGAGACCAACAUGGUGUGGUUGGACGUUGAGGGGUCGGGAUUGGGGCCUGAUGAUCUGGCCGAGAUUGGACGUGAAAAGGGUUUGAAGCUUGGGGGCAGUCGCAUCGUCGUCCACUACCAGGUAUCCGAGGAGUCCCUCUCUCGACUCGAGCAGGUGUUUGAGGCAGCUUUGAGCAAAAAAGUUUGA